AAGAUUUCCUGGAGCGCUAAUGUUAGCUUGUAGCUAGACUAGCAUUAACACUGUUUAUUAGUGUUGCCUGUUUUCUAACCGUAGCCAUGAAUUAAGAACGAACUGUUGAACCUCGUUCCGUUAAACGUCUCGUGGCUGGUUGGACAGAGAGGUGUCAGGCAUGUAUACCCCUGGGAAAUACAGCUCGCGGGGCCCUGCUCUUAUUCCGCGGAUGAAAACCAAGCAUCGCAUAUACUACAUCACCCUCUUCUCUGUGGUGCUCCUUGGAUUAAUUGCCACGGGGAUGUUUCAGUUCUGGCCCCACUCCAUUGAGUCCACAGCUGACUGGACCCUUGACAAACGCAGUGUCCAUGAUGCACCUCUGGUCCGUCUGCCUGUCUCCAGUCCCAUUCCUGAGAGGGGUGACCUCAGCUGUCGCAUGCACACCUGCUUUGAUGUGUACAGAUGUGGCUACAAUCCAAAAAAUAGAAUCAAGGUGUACAUCUACCCUCUGCAGCGGUUUGUAGAUGAACUUGGGGUUCCCAUCAGCAGCACUGGACUGUCUCGAGAAUACAAUGACCUGCUCAGUGCCAUCUCUGACAGCGACUUUUACACUGAUGACGUCACCAGGGCUUGUCUUUUUAUCCCUUCUAUUGAUGUCUUGAAUCAGAACUCCCUGCGUAUCAGAGAGACUGCCCAAGCUCUGGCAAUGCUACCCAGAUGGGACAAAGGGAUGAAUCAUCUGCUUUUCAACAUGUUACCUGGAGGCCCUCCAGACUACAAUACUGCCUUGGAUGUGCCAAGAGACAGAGCGCUGCUGGCUGGAGGCGGUUUUUCUACAUGGACCUACAGACAAGGUUAUGAUGUCAGCAUCCCAGUUUACAGCCCACUUUCUGUGGAUGUUGAGCUGCCUGAGAGACAGCCUGGGCCAAGGCGCUACUUUAUUCUAUCUUCUCAAACUGCCAUCCACCGAGAGUACCGUGCUGAACUGGAGCGCUUGAAGGAGGAAAAUGGAGAAGCACUGCUCCUCCUGGACAAAUGCAGCAACCUCUCCCAGGGUGCUGCCUCUGCACGAAAACGCUGCUACAAGGGGCAGGUGUAUGACUACCCACAGAUCCUGCAGGAGUCUUCAUUCUGUGUGGUUUUACGGGGGGCCCGAUUGGGUCAGGCAGCCCUCAGUGAUGUGCUGCAGGCUGGCUGUGUCCCUGUCAUCCUCGCUGACUCCUACAUCCUGCCGUUCUCUGAAGUACUCGACUGGAAAAGGGCAUCUGUGGUUAUUCCAGAAGAAAAGCUGUCAGAGAUGUACACCAUCCUAAAGAGUAUUCCUCACAGACAAGUUGAAGAGAUGCAGAGACAGGCACGCUGGUUCUGGGAGGCCUACUUCAGCUCCAUGAAGGCUAUUGGCUUGACAACGCUUCAGAUCAUCAAUGAUCGCAUCUACCCAUAUGCUGCACGCACCUAUGAGCAGUGGAACAAUCCGCCUUUGGUGAAGUGGUCCAGUGUGAACAGCCCUCUGUUCUUGCCACUUAUCCCACCAAGGGCACCUGGUUUCACAGCAGUGGUGCUGACCUACGAUCGUGUUGAGAGUCUUUUCCGGGUCAUCACAGAAAUCUCCAAGGUGCCCAGCUUGGCUAAAUUGCUGGUGGUGUGGAAUAAUCAGAACAAGAGUCCUCCUGAGGAGUCACUUUGGCCAAAGAUCGGUGUUCCUCUCAAAGUCGUGCGAACCAAAGAGAACAAGCUGAGCAACCGCUUCUUCCCCUACGACGAGAUCGAGACAGAAGCUGUGCUAGCAAUCGAUGAUGACAUCAUCAUGCUGACAUCUGAUGAGCUGCAGUUUGGCUAUGAGGUAUGGAGGGAGUUCCCAGACAGGCUGGUUGGCUAUCCAGGCCGGCUGCACCUCUGGGACCAUGAAAUGGGGAAGUGGAAGUAUGAGUCAGAGUGGACCAAUGAGGUCUCCAUGGUUCUAACUGGAGCCGCCUUCUAUCACAAGUACUUCAACUAUUUGUACACAUACAAGAUGCCAGGAGACAUCAAGAACUGGGUGGACGCUCACAUGAACUGUGAAGAUAUUGCCAUGAACUUCCUGGUGGCUAACAUCACAGGCAAAGCCCCCAUAAAGGUGACCCCCAGGAAAAAGUUCAAGUGCCCUGAGUGUACUGCCAUUGAUGGACUGUCCCUGGAUCAGACACACAUGGUGGAGAGAUCUGAGUGCAUCAACAAGUUUGCAUCAGUUUUUGGUACAAUGCCUCUGAAGGUGGUGGAACACCGUGCAGACCCAGUGCUCUAUAAAGACGACUUCCCAGAGAAGCUCAAGAGCUUCCCCAACAUCGGCAGCCUCUGACCAGCCAGUAACAGAUGUUUGGACAUUGUUACAGCCUCAAAAGUUCAAGCUUUGUCACCAUCACCAUCACCAUCACCAUCUUUUAAUUCAGACGUCACUAUUCAAACUCAAGUGCUACAUGCUUUUGUUACCUCUCAGUUCAAGUGACUUUCCCUUUGAUUUUUAAAUUGAACUUAAAACACAGAAAUGUACUGGACCUUAAGUUAAUAUCCUGAAUAAAAGAGAUCACUAAAAUCUGGGGAUGGUGAUAAGUGUGAUGGUAGUGAUCUGUCUGUUGCUGCUUAAAGCAAAAGAAAUUUUCAUUUACCAAUGUUAUGCAUAGACUAAUGUUACAGAAAGUGCUAUUGAAAGGUCACCCUGAGUCUGAUGUUUGACAGGCUGACUGAUCGGAGGCUUUUGGUCCCACACUGUUACUGUUUUGGAGCUGGAAACAUUGGGCUCCUUGUACUAUGGAAUAAGCAUAUACAGUGUAUAUAUUUGUAUUUUGCAGCAGUGCUGUAUAAUAGUCAAAAUUUAUGAUGCUCCAACAAGGAUUCUCUAUUUUUCUCUUUCUUUUUUUUGUUUUUUUUUGUUUUUUUUGUUUUGCUUCUUUUCAAAAGCUGACAUGGACCAGAUUCUUUUAGCUGUACUGUAUGAAAAGAAAAAGUAAUAAAUGUUUAAUUUACAUUAUAUAUUGUAAAUGAUUUCAAUUACAUAUCUAUGUAGGCUUUAUCAAAUGGUUACCUGAAUUUGAUAAAACCCAACGUGGUGGCUAACAGAUGAUGUACAGUAAAUGUUUCACACACGUUCUGUUUUACACAAUCAGAUUGGACUGUUAGACAAAGUUAGUACCAUAAAACUAAUGUUUAGAGUGAGAAACUGCAGAUUUAAAAAAAAAUAUGCUGAGCUACUGGAACAUCUUGAAUUGUAAUUUUAUACUGCCUGAGCAAGUCUUUCAUCAUGUUUAUAAGAAAAUCAGCGGUGCUAAUUGCAGCAUCCACUAAGUCCUUUCAUGAGUUUAGUUGUGUGUAUGAGCACUGCAUAAGCGUAGAAGUAAUUAUUUGUUUGGCAUGCAUUUGAAGACCUACUGUGUAGUGAAUAAUAGACAACUCCCAAAUCCACACUUUUUAAAACAGAUGAGUAAAAACUGUAGAUGAAAUGCUUUGUUUUUUAUUUUUCCAUUUUACAUGUUUGUGUUUAUUUUGUGUCUUUCUCAUCACCAGUUGUCCGUAUUUGUCUGUAUUUAGGCUAUGACAUUGAGAGCAGCAUAGUCUUUAAGAUUUAAACAUGGCCUUGUGAUGUUUUUAUUUGUCUCUUUUUAUUAUUUUAAUAAGGUCGGUGAAAUUGUUUUCAAUUUUUUGACUGAGCUUAUGUUUCCUGGUGUAUAUAUGACUUUGUAAUACAUGGUAAGUAAAGACCACACCAAUACGUCU
Xiphias gladius (swordfish) is the source of this 3732-nucleotide messenger RNA. RefSeq names its product exostosin glycosyltransferase 2 (gene ext2). Gene Ontology annotation, cellular component: membrane. Gene Ontology annotation, molecular function: glycosyltransferase activity. The transcript is spliced from 15 exons. NCBI's taxonomy places the organism in Eukaryota, Metazoa, Chordata, Actinopteri, Istiophoriformes, Xiphiidae. Bases 161 to 2320 code for a protein of 719 amino acids. The record is from RefSeq and is a predicted model, not a curated record.